UUCGCCUCGGCGGCAGAGGAGACUCGGGGGCCAUUUUGUGAAGAGACGAAGACUGAGCGGUUGUGUCUGCGUUACCGACCUCGAGCAGCAGUCGGCUUCUGCACGUAGAACUCGGGAGUAGGAGACUCAGAAUCGAAUCUCUUCUCCCUCCUCUCUCCUGGUUACAAAACACUUGAAAUAUAUAAGUUAGUGGAACUUUGCUUGAGUGAGUUUGUUUAGGUCUUAAGAUACAUUUUCGGCUUUGUGAGAAACCUUAUCAUCAAACACAAUGGCCAGCAACGUUACCAACAAGACAGAUCCUCGCUCCAUGAACUCCCGUGUGUUCAUUGGGAAUCUAAACACACUCGUGGUCAAGAAAUCUGAUGUGGAGGCAAUCUUUUCGAAGUAUGGCAAAAUUGUGGGCUGCUCUGUUCAUAAGGGCUUUGCCUUCGUUCAAUAUGUUAAUGAGAGAAAUGCCCGGGCUGCUGUAGCAGGAGAGGAUGGCAGAAUGAUUGCUGGCCAGGUUUUAGAUAUUAACCUGGCUGCAGAGCCAAAAGUGAACCGAGGAAAAGCAGGUGUGAAACGAUCUGCAGCGGAGAUGUACGGGUCAGUAACAGAACACCCUUCUCCGUCCCCUCUACUCAGCUCCUCUUUUGACUUGGACUAUGACUUUCAACGGGAUUAUUAUGAUAGGUAUGUUAAGUGUUUUGUCAUUCUACUGAACAGCUAUUUAGUGAGAAUCAUUUUGUUUUUCUAGUUUGUGGUGAUGAACAUCAAGGAUGUUUUCAAAC
Molecule: messenger RNA, 770 nt
Organism: Cebus imitator (Panamanian white-faced capuchin)
Lineage: Eukaryota; Metazoa; Chordata; Mammalia; Primates; Cebidae
Product: heterogeneous nuclear ribonucleoproteins C1/C2-like
Exons: 7
Coding region: 269-736 (155 amino acids)
Cellular component (GO): nucleus
Molecular function (GO): RNA binding
Source: RefSeq, a predicted model, not a curated record